AUGGAGUUUCCUACAAAUGGUCAAGAUUAUGAGGAACAGGAACGUCAGAAAAUGUAUUUUCUAAAUAAUGUGGUUUAUACGUGGCAAAAGCAUAGGAAAAGAAUAGAAGAAGAACUACGCAUCCAUGAAGAGAUUAGAACAAAAGAUAACGAAGUUUCGAGGCCUAAGAUUCAAAGGGUUCCAGAUUAUAUGGGAGGACGGGAAGAGUUUAGAAGAUUCUACUUACCUAAUCUCAUUUCAAUUGGUCCAAUUCAUUGUUUUAAACCUUAUGUGGAGCAAGGUUAUCGAUACAAGAAACUAUGGACUGCAAUGUAUAUUAGGGACACCAAUCAAACCUUCGAUGAUUUAAUUAAAAGAAUUUACUUUUCCCUACGCGAUAUUCAUGAGCGGAACUCUUACGCACCAGGCUCAUGGCCAGAGGAUCCCCCUCAGGAACACGAUUUCACGAGUACAUGGUGGUGGCAAGGACUUGUUUUAAUGGAGGAUGGAUGUUCGGUACUUCAAGUGUUGGACAAAUCUGUGGAUUCUGAUAAUCCAGAAAAAGAACUCAUGAUUAGCACUGACAAGCUGGUGCGGGUCCAUCAAGAUCUGCUCCUCUUGGAGAACCAAAUUCCCUUCCAAUUGUUCAAGCUCAUAUGCGACGAGGAUAGAGCGAGGCUAAAGAGAUGCAUGCGCAAGUUCCUUAUAAUUCAUGGUAUUGAGGAGGCAUUCAGAAGAACUGAUGGUGAUGGGGAGCACAAUAUAACAAUAGUCCAAGACCAUGAACAAGAAGAAGAACCAUUUCAUCUUUUAGACUAUCUGCGGAGGGCACUCCUCAGAAGGGACAAAACGCAAAUCCAUAAAGAAAUCAAAUCGAAGACUAAGAAGCGGAAAUCGCUGCAUCUCAGAAAAUACAGGAUUGGGACCGUGCGGGAGCUGAGGGCAGCAGGGAUUCGAGUAACCAAAAGUCCCAAUAGCACCUCUUUCUACCCCAUUUUCACUGCCGAUGGAAAACUACAACUUCCCGAGAUCACUGUGGACGGCUCAACAGCUAUUAUGUUCUUGAAUCUGAUAGCGUACGAGAUGUGCCCAGACUUUGUCAACGACUUCGAGAUCAGCUCAUUCUUAGUGAUUCUCAGCUCUCUCAUUGACCAGCCAGAGGAUGUGAAGGAGUUAAGGAGUGCUGGCAUACUUCGCAACGAACUUGCCAGUGAUAAAGAGGUGGCAGAUCUCUUUAAUAAGAUGGAUGUGGUGAUGGUGCCCGAGACCGAUGCAUAUGCUCGAAUCAGAGACCAAAUUGAAGAGCAUUUUGUGUCGAGGCGUGGGAAGAUCAAAAUGUUGGGUUGGAUGGGAGAGGCUUACAAUAACUACUUCCGAUCACCAUGGACAGUCAUUGCCUUGUUGGCUGCCAUUCUUGGUCUUACUCUCACUUUUAUUCAGACAUGGUUUGCCAUCCACCCUAAAGGUAAUUAA
Abrus precatorius (Indian licorice) is the source of this 1452-nucleotide messenger RNA. Its product is annotated as UPF0481 protein At3g47200-like. NCBI's taxonomy places the organism in Eukaryota, Viridiplantae, Streptophyta, Magnoliopsida, Fabales, Fabaceae. The record is from RefSeq and is a predicted model, not a curated record. The transcript has a single exon. Bases 1 to 1452 code for a protein of 483 amino acids.